Xiphophorus maculatus (southern platyfish) is the source of this 955-nucleotide messenger RNA. It is a transcript of the gene rpl7a, whose product is annotated as ribosomal protein L7a. The transcript is spliced from 7 exons. The annotation marks the transcript as partial. The record is from RefSeq and is a predicted model, not a curated record. Gene Ontology annotation, biological process: ribosome biogenesis. Gene Ontology annotation, cellular component: ribonucleoprotein complex. NCBI's taxonomy places the organism in Eukaryota, Metazoa, Chordata, Actinopteri, Cyprinodontiformes, Poeciliidae.
GUUUCAGGUGUGUUCAAUCAAAUUAGCACACCUGAGGCUUCUUUUCUUGUAAUUCAUGAAACUUCUAAACUUGAUACUUCAGAUUUAUCACUAACAUUUCUUUUUUUUUUCCCAUCUUGCCAGCCUAAGGGAAAGAAGGCUAAGGGGAAGAAGGUGGCACCUGCCCCUUCUGUGGCUAAAAAACAUGAGCCCAAGAAAGUAGUCAACCCCCUCUUUGAAAAGAGGCCAAAGAACUUUGGCAUCGGCCAGGAUAUUCAGCCAAAGCGUGACCUGACACGCUUUGUGAAAUGGCCUCGUUAUGUUCGCCUGCAGAGGCAACGCUCCAUUCUGUACAAGCGUCUGAAGGUUCCCCCUGCAAUCAACCAGUUCACCCAGGCUCUGGACCGCCAGACGGCCACCCAGCUGUUUAAGCUGGCCCACAAGUACAGACCAGAAACCAAGCAGGAGAAGAGGAAGAGGCUGUUGGCCCGUGCUGAACAGAAGGCAGCCGGGAAGGGAGACACCCCCACCAAGAGGCCCCCUGUCCUCCGUGCAGGUGUGAAUACCGUUACCUCUCUGGUGGAGAACAAGAAGGCUCAGCUGGUCGUCAUCGCUCAUGAUGUGGAUCCAAUUGAACUUGUGGUUUUCCUUCCUGCUCUCUGCCGCAAGAUGGGUGUCCCAUACUGCAUUGUGAAGGGCAAAGCCAGACUGGGAAGACUGGUGCACAGGAAAACGUGUACUUCAUUUGCAUUCACACAGGUUAACCCUGAGGAUAAAGGUGCCCUGGCUAAGCUUGUGGAAGCAAUCAAGACCAACUACAAUGACAGAUACGAGGAGAUCCGUCGUCACUGGGGAGGUGGUAUCCUGGGCCCCAAAUCCACAGCCCGCUUCACUAAGCUGGAGAAGGCUAAGGCCAAGGAACUGGCAACCAAGCUUGGUUAAAAUGUUUGGAAUAAAAAUGUAUGUUCUAAUACAA